AUGGGAGAGCCGGGAUCGGCGAUGCGGCGGCGGACCCGGAAGUGCUGCGGCGGCGGCUGUGGCACCUGCUGCGGGCUCGCUCCGCCCGGCCCGGCUCGCCUGAGGGGUUCCUAUGGCAACAGCGCCUCCGGCCACCUCCCCGCCGCCGGCGGAGACCUCCUGAGGCGGCAGCGGACCCCGUGCGGUGAUUCCUGGUGUCCGUCAUGCAUCAACGAUGAAAUGACUUCAGUUUCUGCACAGAACGCACUGUCCAGAAGAUCCAAAACCGUUUCAAUAAGUCAAAAGCACAAGCAGAAAGUGAAGGGGGAUACUGUGAAUGUGUGUCGAAGUGUUCGGGUGAAAACGAAAGCCCCCUGGGUACCCCCAGGCAAAACAUCUGUCCGGGAGCCCACCUGCAAAUGGGAGGGCCCAGCUCACCGCCUAGAAGUUGCACCUCCAGAUUCAGACAAAACUAUAUCAAUGUUGCACCUGAGUGACCUCUCUGCAGAUGAGGAGGAUGACGUUUGCUGCAGAAUGAAUGAACAUGAAAAGAAGAUAAAUAGCCUCAUAAAUGCAGUGGGAAUGAUGAAGGAGGCCAAGCUGCAGGAAAAAGAAAAACACAAGGAACUGACAAAGCGUCUCCUGCAGGAGCAGAAAGAACAACUAAACGAAGUCACACAAGAGCUGGUAGAAACGGAGCAUGAGAAUACACUGCUCAGGCACAAUAUGGAGCGCAUAAGGGAAGAGAAAGACCUGACUAUACUAGAGAAGAAGUACCUGCAGCAUGAGAAGGAGUGUUUGUUGUCCAAGCUGAGUGAGGCAGAAAGGGAUGCAUCAGCAGCAGCCAGGCAGAUCCGUGACCUGGAAAAUACAAUUGGGAGACUCAACAUUGAGAAGCACAUGAGCAGCUCAGACAUUAACGCACUGACAAGGCAAAAAGAACUUCUGCUCCAGAAAUUGACCACCUUUGAAGAAACCAACCAGAAGCUGCGACAGCUUCUCAAAGAGCAGCACAGCAAGGAGAAGGAUGCUCAGAAGUUAAUGGUGCGGCAAAAAAUACUUCUGAAAAGGCUGUCUGACUCGGAUGCAGAGAAUGUGCAACUUCAGAUGAAGCUUCAGGAGAAAGAAAAAGAAAUGGAGGGUCUUGCCAAUCUCGUACAGGCAGGAAAGAAUCUGGAGCAUGCUGAAGCUCAGCAUAAGGCAGAGAUGGAACGUAUCAUGAAACAGCUGAAAGAAGUAAAGCAGAAGGCAGAACGUGACAAAGAGGCCCUGAAGAAAGCCCUCCGUGCACAGAAAGAGUGGGCAGAGCGGAGUGCAGAGUAUAGAGCGCAACUGGCUGCCCAGCUAUCAGAAAAGGAUGAGUAUGUUGCUGAGGUGCUGUCUAGUCUGGAGACCUGGAAGAACCGCCACGAUAGAGCAAUAAAGGACAAGACUGACCUCGAACUGGAGAUUGUUACACUGACCAGUCGUCUUGCAGACAUUCUGGAAGAGCAGGCAACUCAGGAGGACAAGGUGCGGGAUGUCAGAGAUGUGGUGCCGGAUAAAGUGCAUCGACAGAGUUCAGAGACCUCUAAUUUAAAAAUGGAGAAUGAAAGACAAAAGGCUAGUAUGACCUCACUGGAGGAAAAGCUGAAGCAAGCACAGGCUGAAGUGCAGCAGCUGCGAAUAUCUGUCAAAAACUAUGAAGGGAUGAUUGAAAACUACAAAUCACAGGUAUUGAAGAAUCAAAAGGAAGCAGAAGAUGCUGCAGCAAAACUGGAGAAGUUUGGUAAAGAGAACGAGACACUAAAGGAAGAAAAGAAUAACCUGAUGGAUCUGUCAUACAAGCAGCUGCAGAGCAGACUUGCUGAAAUGGAGAAGCUGCCUGAGAUCCUCAAGAUGAAAGAAUCACAGAUAGCAGAAUAUAGAGAGCAACUUAAGAAUUCCGAGAAGAAGAAUGCUGAACUGUCUGUCCAAAUUUCAAAUCUUCAGCAGCAGAUUGAGCUCCAGGGGGACAAAAUGGAGGUGACACGAGAGAGGUGUCAUUCUGCCCAGGAGGACAAAAAGCAGCUCACCUUGAAAGUGGAAGAGCUAGAAAGAAAACUAGAGUCAACGAGUGCCCAGAACAUAGAAUUCCUUCAGGUCAUAGCAAAACGGGAGGAGUCGAUCCACCAGUGCCAGCUGCGGCUAGACGAGAAGACCCGGGAGUGUAGCUCCUUGGCACGUCAGCUGGAGAUGGCCAUUGAGGAUGCCAAAAGACAAGUGGAACAAACCCGAGAACGAGCAAUGGCAAGAGAGAGGGCGGCCCAGUCCAAGAUGUUGGAUUUGGAGACCCAGCUGAGUAGGAAUAAAACAGAAAUGAACCAAUUGCGUCGGAGCAAAGAUGAUGCAGAGCACCGCUAUGAAAGCCAUCUGCAGGACUUAAAGGAUCGGUUGGAACAGUCAGAGAGCACCAACCGCAGCAUGCAAAACUAUGUCCAGUUCCUCAAGUCUUCUUAUGCCAAUGUGUUUGGAGAAAGUGCCUUGCUGGGCUCCCUCAGCCACUCUCGUUCUUCUCCAUGAGGGCAAUGCUCUCCUUGAACCUCUGCUUUUAAGCACAAAAGGAGCCCUGUUUCAAAGCCAUAUGUUAGAAAGUAGGUUGGCAUUUCAGGGUUGCUGUCAGGAGACAUCUUCCUAUUUUCCUUGCAGCAUGGGAUGAUAAAGUGAUGGUGACAUAUAUCAUAAAUGUAGGAUAUCAGCAAUAGAUGAGGUUGCCAUCACACCAUAAACUGUGCCCCAAACCCAGAUUUUUUUGCACAUGAUGGAAAAGGUCCUUUUCAUCCUGCAAAGUUCUGAUGGUUUCAGCUCUUAAAACCUGUCAGCGGUUUGUUGAGUGUGUUGAUGUUUAUAACAGCUCCUUUCCUUCUCAUGCUUUGUUUUUCAUUCUGUUCAUCAGGGAGAUCAUGUGGGGUUCUUUAUCUUGGGGGGGGGGGGUGUUUAUAUUUUUUUUAAACUAUUGAACAUUGUAUUGCUGCACUGGGUGACAAGAUGGUGGGAGAGAGUUCACCCACCAGAAGUGUGAAGCUGAAAAUAACUGAAGUGCCUGAGCUCUACACUUCUAAGAGGUUAUUUCCUCAACAGCCACAGUGUUUGUGAACAGUUUUGUACCAGAAAUAACGAUUUGGGUUUGGGUUUUUUUUCACUCCCUGAGCCUCACCUUUUUUUCUGCGUGUGAUGCUGCUGUUGCUUUACUCCUCUUGCCCUGAUUUCCUCAUCCUGAAUAUCCCCAGGACUGAGCCAAAACCAUCUGACUUCAAACGAAAGGUUGUGGUUUAACCUUAGUGGCACUUCAGUGAUGUGAAUACCACGUGAGUUCAGGGUGUGCAUGAAAUACUGAUUUGCUCUUAAGCCAAUUAAAGAGCAGCUUUGGAUACUCAACUCCUUUAUCAACCUAGUCUGCAUCUUCCCCUGGAAAAUCAGGUCUUCCAUGUGUGAAGUCCCUAAGAUUCAUAUGCUCUCUGGUGUCCUGUUCUUUCCAGUGAAUGGUUCUUAUGGGGACAAAGUUCAAAACUAUGUUUAGCUCCUUUUUUAAGUCCUAUUUAUGUGCGAUGUGCUCAUGAUCAGUAUUUGCUGUCAAGCUGUGUGAAGUUAAUUUUUUUCGACAGUUCUGUAAUUGUGUGUGUAUUUAACACUUUCAAAAACCUAAAGGUGCUCUGGUAGAACAAGCAAUAAACUACAUUUGAAUUGGUAA
Messenger RNA from Melopsittacus undulatus (budgerigar), 3688 nucleotides. It is a transcript of the gene ODF2, whose product is annotated as outer dense fiber of sperm tails 2. NCBI's taxonomy places the organism in Eukaryota, Metazoa, Chordata, Aves, Psittaciformes, Psittaculidae. Bases 1 to 2520 code for a protein of 839 amino acids. The record is from RefSeq and is a predicted model, not a curated record. The transcript is spliced from 19 exons. Gene Ontology annotation, biological process: regulation of cilium assembly. Gene Ontology annotation, cellular component: centrosome.